GAGCAGGUCAAGGGAACAAAGACUAAACCAACUUGACAGACAUCAGCCAUGGCGCUCGAGGACGAGUCUCCUGUAUCGGUGCAGGAUGGAGGCGGUAGCAACAGCAACAGCAGCGGCAAGCGCAAGAGCGACGAGAGCCAGCAACAGCAGCAGCAACGCGCAAAGCGCAAUCGCUACAUUUCGAUAGCCUGCAACGAAUGCAAGCGACGAAAGAUCAAAUGCAAUGGCCAGACUCCGUGUCAGCGAUGCGGCAACCUCGCUCUUGAUUGCGUAUACGCACCCAACUGCUGCACUUCGAAUUUCAAAGAUACCGAUGAGUACAGGAACAUGUCCAACCAGAUCGCCUCGCUGCAAGACCAAGUCAAUGCCCUCUUCGCCAGCAUGAAUACCCUACGCGCAGACCUCAAUACCCAACAACCACCCAUAGAUCCUUUCCUACAGCACCAAUCUAUCUUGCAGCACGACCAAGUCCCCUCCCCAGAAGCCACUCGCAGAAAGAGCAUGUCAAGAAGGCCGACCUUUAGGGGCCCUACAAGUCUAGAGUUCAACCUAGGUGUGGCCAAGAACCAUUUGGAAAAUAUGGGCAUAGCUCCUGCCGCUCCCGACGACGAUGGCCUACGCGAAGAGUCGCCCAAUGGAGAUGUCUUAGCGACCGCUCCACUGCACGCCAGCAAGGACCCUAUUUGGCAUGUCAAUCGCGAAGAAGCCUUGCGUCUGAUACGCGUCUAUCAAGAUGACAUGCACAUCAUGUACCCUCUCGUCUCCAUCCCCGAACUCACUGCAUAUGUCAAUAAGCUAUAUACCUUCAUGGAAUCCGCUCAGCGCACUGGCCUCAUGAUGAGAGCCUUUCCGGGAGCCGACAGUAUUGACGAUGAAGAGACAAACAUCUUGAAGAUUGUUAUGGCUACUGCAAUGGUCGUCGAAGGCUCUGGACGAAGCGAUCUUGGACGCUCCAUGUAUGCCUACGUGCAACCUUCUAUUGAUGCUCUCUUUCUUGGCGAUACAGGUUUGAGAAGUGUACAGCUGCUUGCACUUGCAGCGACUUAUCAAUUCCAUUGCGACAAUGAAGGCAUCUCAUGGCGUAUCAUAGGACUCACAGCACGCCUUUGUAUCGAAUUAGGUUUACAUCGCAGGGAGACGUACGAUCGGAUGGAGGAAGAGCCACGGACCAUGGCAAUGCUCACCUUUUGGUCCGUCUACUGUCUUGAUAGGAGAUGGAGUUUUGGCACAGGAAUGCCGUUUGCUCUGCAGGAUUCAGACAUCGAUCCCAAUCUACCUAAGCCGGGCGACAAAUCUCUAUACCUUACAGCAAUGAUCGAUCACUUUGCUAUUGCCAGCAAGGUACGGCACUUGAUCUACUCUGACUCUAGCAGGAGGCAGGUCAGCAAAGAGGAUGUAAGCUAUCUCGACUUCCAGAUUGUCAACUGGCAUCGAAGCCUUCCUCGGCAGCUACACUGGGAUCGCGAGUCAUGGGGUCAGAGCGAUACAGAUGUCUCUCCUGGGCAGCAACGACUCCGGAUUAUCCUUUAUCUGCGAGCAAACGUCAUGCGAGUCAUGAUCCAUCGACCAGUGCUGCAUUCGGCGGCGUCUAUAAUGAGUAAUCCCAUCCAAGCGCAGACGGUAGUGGAUAUCGCCAAAGACACGAUUCGUAUCUUGACGCACAUCAACCGAACAAGCAGGAUGUAUCGAGCGUCGCAAAGCUUGUUCAAUGCGUUCCUCACGACUGCUCUGGCAGUUCUGUUCCUUGCAGUAUCACACAUGCCCGACACGUAUGCUGCAGAGGUACGGGAAGAAUUCUACAUGGCACUCGACCUCGUAAGAGGCAUAUCAAAAGGUAGCUGGAUUAGCAAGAGAUUGUGGAAGACUAUUCGGCUGCUCAAAGAGGUCGGACCAAAGCUGGGAUUGAUGACGAGCAACGGGCAGAACGAUCCGAACCAUUCAGCAGCAGUGGCCAUGGCUGGACUCGCAGGACACAAGGUCGAUGAAGGAGCAUUCUUGAACACUGGUAGCUGGAACAACAUGGGAAGUGCAUCUUCCAACUCACCAGACGGCAUGGUGCAAGACUUGACAAACCUGUUCGAAGCUGCUGGAGGGUAUGCCAAUGGAUUCGGAGGUGGAUUCGGGGCAGGAGUGCAUCAGUUGGACCCGAGUGGAUUUGGUGGGGAAGAUGAGUUGAGCAGAAUCUUGAGGGAUUUAUUCUGACGAAGGAAUGGACGGAUGGGUUGCUACAUAGGCAAAGAACAAGACCAGACGAAUGAAGACGAAUUGCUGACCAGUAGGCAUGAUAUGUACGAGUAGAUGAGUUGAUGGUCAAUAGGAUUGAGUUGAAGAUGGCGUCCACGUGAUGCGGCUCUGCGGAACAGGGCAUCAAGUGGCAGGGCUUGGCGACUGGCUUGUCGGGAAACAUCCCACUUGGAUAGCAAAACAGCUGUAUACAAGGCUGUGACGAGUGUCUGC
Molecule: messenger RNA, 2457 nt
Organism: Aureobasidium pullulans EXF-150
Lineage: Eukaryota; Fungi; Ascomycota; Dothideomycetes; Dothideales; Saccotheciaceae
Product: fungal transcriptional regulatory protein
Exons: 4
Coding region: 49-2202 (717 amino acids)
Biological process (GO): positive regulation of transcription from RNA polymerase II promoter by galactose; DNA-templated transcription
Cellular component (GO): nucleus
Molecular function (GO): DNA-binding transcription factor activity, RNA polymerase II-specific; RNA polymerase II cis-regulatory region sequence-specific DNA binding; zinc ion binding
Source: RefSeq, a predicted model, not a curated record